This is a messenger RNA of Penaeus indicus, 2204 nucleotides long. RefSeq lists its product as uncharacterized. Gene Ontology annotation, molecular function: catalytic activity. Bases 242 to 1768 code for a protein of 508 amino acids. NCBI's taxonomy places the organism in Eukaryota, Metazoa, Arthropoda, Malacostraca, Decapoda, Penaeidae. The record is from RefSeq and is a predicted model, not a curated record. The transcript has 5 exons.
GGGUAACUAUACACGCACAUUCCGAAUCGCCAUUUCUUGCUUUAUAUAGGCAUAAUAGAAAAUAUUUUAUCUCCUAAAUGCAAUUAUGUAAGAAAUGCUGCACGUUAACUUUCAAGGUUAACAGCGAUAGUGAAACCAGUCGCUUCUUAGCAACACACACGGUACAGUGUUAUGAGGGCCUCGAUAUAAAGGAGACGCCGCCUCCCCGCCGGCGCAUCCUCCAAGGGCAUCACCUUCAGCGAUGAGUCUGUGGCUGCGCUCGGUGCCUCGCCUGCGGGCGGCCUUCCUACCGGCGUCUGCGUCCCGCCUCGCCCUCGGAGACCGGCGCGUCCUGAGGGAGGAGCCGAGGCAGCGAACUUACUUGCUAAGGAGGACCCUAAGCAGUGGGGGCGUGAAAUGGCUGUGGCCGAUCGACAAGGAAUCGCUCAGUUUCCACCUCGUCCACAAGCAUGGCACCAGAAUGGGACUUUACCUCAUGACACUCAGCAGCGUCAAUCCCCUCAAGACAGAGGACGUCGAAAGAGCUCUUUUCCAUUUGCAGAGGAAGAAUCCUGCAAUGCGGGUAGGUUUCCGACUUCGUGGAAAUGUCUGGUGGUUUUGUGAACAAGAUUGGAAAACGCAUAAAGUCGAUUUUAAGAUUCUUAACGAAGGAACAAGCUCGGCAGAGGAGAUUCGACGUAUGUGUGAGAAAGGAUUUCCUGACGGGGCUACCUGGAAGUUCAGAAUGAUUCCUCGGGGGAAGGAAGCUCCCAGUGUCAUGUCAGAAGUCAAGGAGGACUUUCCUUAUCAGUACAACAUUAUUGUGACAAGUCACCAUGCAUUAAGUGACGGCUUGAGUGCCUCGUUAAUAGCGAAGCAAAUGGUAGAAUUAUUGAAUGAUGUCAUCCUCGGGCGCCAUAUUAACGAUGAAGCAACUAGUCAAUUUAUUCAGAGAGAGGAGCUCUGGGAAGUCGAGUCAAGGAUAAUAAAGAAAUUAGAAGAGGAUCCUCAGCGUCACGAUUAUGUCAAACAGACUAUGCCUCUAUCCACUCCUUUGCUACUACAAGCAUUUCCACGGCCUUCAGUGGAUCAAGUCACAACCAGAUACCUUUCACGCAUCAUUGACGAGGAUGUUACACAGAAAUUUGUAAAGCAGUGCAAAUCACAUGGUGUCACUAUCAACAGUGCUUUCAGUGCUGUGAUCAAUAUUGCUAUUGUCAGUUUGAUGCAGAAGUCUGGAAUAUCCCAACAGUCAUACCAGAUCGCAGGUAAUCAUAUUGUAAGUAUGUUACGGUACUUAAAACGAACGCCACGGGAUGCAAUCGGUGGCUAUGCCGUGCUGCUUUCCCACAUUUCAAGAAUGACUAACGACCAUGCAAAUAAUUUCUGGGAAUAUGCCAAAGAAAUCAACCGAGAACUGAAAGAGAGCCUGACAUCAGAACUCCCUCUGGAGCAGAAGAUGGCUCGCCUCCUGGCCCAGCCCGACCUGGUGGAGGAGUGGGCCCGGAAACCACCCCCGGUUGUCCACGACUACGGCAUCACCAACAUCGGUCACUUCCCAAUGCCUGAACGACAUUUAGACGACCGGGUUCUGGUGACGGACGUUGCAUCUGUCGCCAUGGUGCAUAAUUACAUCCACAUGCUCCUCUUUCUCGUUUACACGUUCAAGGGUCGUUGCAGCUUUACCUUGAGUUAUGCAACGGAUUACAUUGCAGACGACACUGCCACCCUCUUGGCAGAUGAAGUGAUAUCAGUCUAUCGGAAAGUGAGUGAAGUGAACGGAAUAUAAAAUUAAGUUUUGAGAAGGCUGAAUCUUACUAAAUCUUACUCAAUUUAGGUCAUGCCGAAAACAAUGCGAACAUCGAUAAUAAUUCAUCAUAGUUGUUCCUUGUUUCUUCUUUUAUUGCAGGAUAUACUGUUAUCAGUUAAUCAGUCAAAGUUAAUUGUGAUGUUAACAUAAUGAUCAUCCUAAAUCCAGACGACUGAGUAAUGUUGCAAUAGGAGGGUGUAGUCAGUAAGGUUUACCCCUCAAUGUUCUUGGUAAUUUCACUGUCGUUCUAUCAUACUCGUAAAUAAUGAUGAGGUAAAUGAAAUAACCGAUAUCAUUAUAAAACCGAUAUUGAUAGUAAUCAAUAACAUUCCUGAUUAUGAUAAUCGUGAAAACCUUUAUCAUUUUGAGGUGUCGGAAUAGUUAUAUUUUCCAAUGGAUAAAGCUGUGAUUUUUC